Messenger RNA from Actinia tenebrosa (Australian red waratah sea anemone), 4124 nucleotides. Its product is annotated as tetratricopeptide repeat protein 28-like. NCBI's taxonomy places the organism in Eukaryota, Metazoa, Cnidaria, Anthozoa, Actiniaria, Actiniidae. The record is from RefSeq and is a predicted model, not a curated record.
CGUUAGGAAAUGCCAACUUGCAAAAAGGAAAAUAUGAUGAUGCUAUAUUAUAUGGUAAAAAAUGUCUUAUCAUCGCACAAGAAUCUGGUGAUAAAGUGGCUGAAAUGAAUGCGUACMUGUUGUUUGKGGAUAUCCAUUUAGAGAAAGAAGAAUAUGAGGAUGUUAUAUCCUACGGUGCAAAAUGUCUUGCCAUUGCACAAGAAUCUGGUGAUAAAAUGGRUGAGAUGAGUGCGUACUUGACGUUAAUGGAUGCCAACUUCAAGAAGGAAGAAUAUGAUGAUGCUAUAACAUACAGUACAAAAUGUCUUGCCAUCGCACAAGAAUCUGGUCAUAAAGUUCCUGAGAUGGGUGCAUACAUGAUGUUAGAAGAUGCCCACUUGAAGAAAAAAGAAUAUGAUGAUGCUAUAUUCUACAAUAAAAAACGUCUUGCCAUUGCCCAAGAAUCUGGUGAUAAAGUGGCUGAGAUGGAUGCGUACAUGAUGUUAGGGGAUGCCCACCUGAAGAAAGAAGAAUAUGAUGAUGCUAUAUUAUACAGUACAAAAUAUCUUGCCAUUUCCCAAGAAUCUGGUGAUAAAGUGGCUGAGAUGGGUGUGUACAUGACGUUAGGAAAUGCCAACUUGCAAAAAGGAAAAUAUGAUGAUGCUAUAUUAUAUGGUAAAAAAUGUCUUAUCAUCGCACAAGAAUCUGGUGAUAAAGUGGCUGAAAUGAAUGCGUACMUGUUGUUUGKGGAUAUCCAUUUAGAGAAAGAAGAAUAUGAGGAUGUUAUAUCCUACGGUGCAAAAUGUCUUGCCAUUGCACAAGAAUCUGGUGAUAAAAUGGRUGAGAUGAGUGCGUACUUGACGUUAAUGGAUGCCAACUUCAAGAAGGAAGAAUAUGAUGAUGCUAUAUUCUACAAUAAAAAACGUCUUGCCAUUGCCCAAGAAUCUGGUGAUAAAGUGGCUGAGAUGGAUGCAUACAUGAUGUUAGGGGAUGCCCACCUGAAGAAAGAAGAAUAUGAUGAUGCUCACUCCUUCUUCACAGAAGGCAUGACAAUAGCGAGGAAACUAGGUGACAACCAUAGCGUCAACCAUUUUGGGAUACGUAUUAACGAGAUUUAUGAAAUAGUUGGCAUUUCUGAUGGUAAAUUAUUAUCAGAAGAAGCAUUCCUGACGCUUCUGGAUAACGUUCAGAAAAAUAAACGUUUUUUCUAUUAUGUUUUUGGCUACUUGGAUAAUAAAGCAGAAGGCAAAUACAAGGAAGCCAUUUCAUAUCUUGAGACUUGUAUAGCGCUGGGAAAAAACAGUUUCUCUAAAGCUGAAUAUCGUGAACAAUUAUGGACUUGUAACCAUGACAUCUCAGAGUUGCAAGUAUUACUUGGGGACUACGAUAAGGGUAUACAGUAUCAACAAGAAGCACUUGAUGUUGCACGCAAAGAGGGCUCAAAGUCCAAACAGGCAAAGUCCCAUUUUAGCCUAGGAGAAGUCUAUUAUAAACUUAAACAGUUUGAGAAUGCAGAGAAGUCAUUCAAAGAAUCGUUAAGGUACUAUGAAUUGAUAUUUAUUGGUCUUAAGCAAAACGAUCGAUUCAAAAUAGCUUUCGUUGAUAAAUACAAAGAGACUUUCAAGCUGCUUCUGAAGAUUCUUAUUGAAACAAAUAAGAAAGAAGAAGCUCUGCUAUUGUCUGACCACUAUCGUACAAAAGCCCUGAAAGAUCUCCUUGUUUCAAGCUAUGGAAUGAAGAAAGAACAAACUGCUGAUGAGGGUUUACAGUACGCCAAUGUCCAGUCUCUUGUCUCCAGCAGUAACUACACUCUUCUGUUUUAUUCGACGUAUUCUAAAGAGUUGUACAUGUUUGUAGUAGAGGGGAACGAGCUUGGAUUUUCAGUCCAGCAUUUUGAAUACUGUGACUCAUGCCUAGACAAGCUUGUUGAUAAAACAUUCGACGAUAUGAAAGUGCGUCAAGUAAUCCACUGUGAGGACAGAUCGUUAGACGUCAUGCACUACUUUGAAGAAAACAAGAAUCCCAAAGAAGAUGAAUUAACACAGCUGUUGAUUCAAAGGAGAGAAAAAAGCUUAUCAGAACAAUGCCGUUCUAUUUGUGAAUGCAGAGGAAACCCAACAGAAAACAGCAAUGAGAGCAGCCUGACAAUUGGCCUGGAAAUAUUGUACAACAAGUUAAUAAACAAUAUCAAGUGCUUGAUUAAACGAGACGAAGUGGUCAUUAUUCCUGAAGGUCCUUUGUGCAGAUUACCAUUUGCUACCCUACGAGACCCAGACACAGGACAAUAUUUGGUAGAAACAAAGCGAAUAAGAAUGGCUCCUUCCAUAGCAUCUUUAAAGCUUCUCCAAGAAUACCCAGUGGAGGAUCACUCCAGAAAAAAAGCACUGAUCAUUGGCGCUACCUUCGUUGGUCCAGUCAUGUUGAAUGGAGAAAAAAGUGAAUUUAAGUUUUUAUAUGGCGCAAUAGAAGAGGCACAAGGAAUAGCUAUCAUGCUUGGAGUUCGGCCGUUAUUGUCAGCUAACGCUACGAAACCCGUUGUCAUAAAGAGACUACAAGAAGGAGUGUCUGUUGUUCAUAUUGCUGCGCACGGUAGCCUGAAAAAGGCCACAAUCGUACUUGCUCCUUCUCCUGAGAUAAGAGCAACAAAGAUCCCAGAUGAAGAAGAUUACAUGCUGACUAUGGCUGAUGUACAGCAGACUCAAGUACGUGCACAGUUAGUUGUGCUAAGCUGCUGUCACAGUGGGCGUGGUGAGAUUAAAGCUGAAGGUGUAGUUGGCAUGUGUCGCGCCUUUCUCGCGUCAGGAGCUCGUGCUGUGGUGGGUUCCCUGUGGGCCAUCAAUGACGAUGCUACAAGGAUGUUUAUGAAAACGUUUUACACCUAUCUGAAGGACGGCAACAGCGCAAGUACGAGCCUACAUCUGACGAUGAACUACAUGAGAAGUACGUCACAAUACAGUGAACCAAAGUAUUGGGCUCCUUUCUUUUUGAUGGGCGAUGAUGUGACGAUCCAGUUCUAAGAUUAGCAAAGUAAAGAUGAGAUUGAAACAUCUGACGAUGAACGACAUGAGAAGAACGCCACAAUACAGUGAACCAAAGUAUUGGGCUCUUUUCUUUUUGAUUAGCAAUGAUGUAACGAUCCAGUUCAAAGAUUAGCAUAGUAAAGAUGAAAUUGAAACAUUUUUUGAGGAAAUUUUCCUUUGGACAUUAUUUCCAUAAACAGUGAGUAAAAUAUAACAAUUAUCAAGUUUAAAGAUUCAAAGGACUAACAGUAUGUAUUCACUUUAGUGCAAAACCUGUUUUAGUUGGGAGGGGCGUAGAUCAAGACCACAAAAGCUAGGUCAGUGAGGCAAAGAAAAUAUAAUGUUCAAGAUUCUCGCAUUAGUCUUAUUUUGUUAGUUUCCGUGUUAUCACCAUGUCAGUACCUCACAGCUAAAAGGGUUUUGCUACUGUAUAUAUGAUAUAUUUAGUGUGCGUUAAGUUAGAACUAUAUAUACCACCAAGUCUAGGACACCGACCUUGUUAACAAGAGUUAACUGUAUUGAUGGUGUCACCCUACAGUCAUGUAACCAAUAUUGAAUGACAUGUGACUGUGAAGGUGAAAGGGAAAGAAACCCUAAACUCUUUUAAGGACCUAACCUGCCUGUGACACCCUGAUAACAAGAGUUAACUGUAUUGAUACUGUUAUCUCCCUACGGUCAUGUAACCAAUAUUGAAUGACAUGUGACUGUGAAGGUGAAAGGGAAAGAAACCCUAAACUCUUUUUAGGACCUAACCUGCCCGUGACACCCUGAUAACAAGAGUUAACUCUAUUGAUACUGUUAUCUCCCUACGGUCAUGUAACCAAUAUUGAAUGACAUGUGACUGUGAAGGUUUGAGGUGUGAGGUGUAGAGUAACUGAAUUAGCUCAUGGUAUGUUGAUAAGAUAUUAUUAGUCAGCUUUUCUGUCUUUUUUUAAACUUUUUUUAAAGACAUUUCUUUAUUAAUGAGGUUUGAAAAAUGAUUAAGGAUUGUAUUUUGACAAUACACGUCAAAUUUCUAGCAAACAUUAAAUGCUGACCACAAUUAGGUCAAGUUGGGGGGAUCUUAACUAUUAAGAGGACAUUUUUAUCAAUAAUGAGCAAUAAUGGCAAAAAGCGCCAAAAACU